AGGGACUGCGUCGGAGUUUGUCCAUUUUAUAAAGGAGUAAACAUUUGGUUCGUCGCCGGUGACAUUUUCCAAUCGAAUUGAAGAUAAGCUAAACGAAAGCAUGUCUUCUGAAGGCUUCCCUUCAUUUAUUUCAGCUCAGCUUCAGUAUCUCGUCAACCAUGCCCCUCAAACCAUCAAGGUUGAACAAGUAUGGUCUGGUUGCAAGUACUUGGGAAGUCUUGAUCGGUUCACUUUGCUAAUCCCUUACUGUCUCGACACAAUCAAAUGGGAUGUUUUAUACAAUGCGGACUUUCCACUGGCUGCACCUGAUGUUAUAUUUGGACCUGAAGACGAAGAGUUUCAUCCAUUUCAAGAUGAUAUCACCGCAGCCAAGAAUAGUUUAUCUGAUUGGAACAACAAAGAUCCCACGCGGCUUUUGGCUCUCAUUCAGGAAUUGAGGGAUCAGUACAUGUCCUACCAGAGGAAGCGUGUUGGAGAGGUGGAUGAUGAUAGAUUAAAAUUUGAAAUUAGUACUAUGUUAUCCAGGGAGGGUAUUGAAAUGCAUAUGAGUUCAGGUGUCGAAAAGCUAGAGGAAGUCAAAUUUGCUGUACCUCUUUUGGACAUGAAUAUAAACAAAAUGGUGGUUGGGUGUCCAUGGAGAUAUCAACAGAGGAUAUACUUACAGGUUAUAUAUCCUGUUAAUAGAAAGUAUGUUUCUGCUCCUUCAGCACCUCGUCUUAAAUUAAUGUCAACUGCUGAGUUAAAGUCUCUAUUUUCUAUUGAAGAUGUCAAACUACCUCCUUGGUUGGAUGGAAUGUGCAUGGCUGAAUAUCUUCCUCAUCUAGAAGAGUCCCUUGAGAGACAGGUCUUGGAGGCGGUCUCAUUAAUUGAUGUCAGGAGGCGGUUUAUUGAAGCAUUAGCCCCUCUGUUAGGAAGACCAGUAGAAACUGAUUCGGUAUGCAUUUCAGACUUUUUUUUUCCUAUGGCAAAAAUUUUAACUGUUAAUGUUACUGUUAGCUUCCUUUGGAUUUUAUUUCCAGGUUUUUUACAGAAAGGCUAUGUUUUUUGUUGCCUCUGGAGCUUUCUCAUUCCUGGUGCUAUUUUUCUUUUCUACACAGUUUCCAAAACAGCAGCCUGCUUUGAUGCUUCAAAGUUCCUUGUAUUUCAACUCUCAAAGUAUGCCGAUCAAGUCUCCUCUUCUAACAGAAUAUCCAUGGAGUCCAAGAUGGGAAGCAUCCCAAAUGGCUGAGCGUAUAUUUGAAUUUUUGGGGGACGAAUCUCUUAACUUCAAAAAAUACUGCAGCGAAGGUCAUCUUUAACAGUAAAGAAGUCCCAUGAAAAAUUACUGUUCUGCAUUAUUUCAAGUUGUGUAAAUCCUUUAACCUGAACUUUUGUCGUCUUCUAUAACAUUCUGGAUCAUGAUGGGUUCCUUUUGUCAAUAUAUUUUAUCGUAGAAUGGCCUUCCAUA
Molecule: messenger RNA, 1447 nt
Organism: Mangifera indica (mango)
Lineage: Eukaryota; Viridiplantae; Streptophyta; Magnoliopsida; Sapindales; Anacardiaceae
Product: BRISC and BRCA1-A complex member 2-like
Exons: 12
Coding region: 101-1228 (375 amino acids)
Biological process (GO): double-strand break repair
Cellular component (GO): BRISC complex; BRCA1-A complex
Source: RefSeq, a predicted model, not a curated record